GGGUCUGAAAAAACACGCACCACGUUUCUAUGCUCCAUGUUUAUUGUUCAAACUAGAUUUGGUUUAUCCAUUUGCAAACAUUAACAUCAUCAUCAUCACAUGACACAAUAUUACAUCCUUGGAUAUGCCUAGUAUGGCUUCCCCUCUCCACCUUCCACUUUAUUCUACUUGUGGUAAAAUUCCUUCUUUUACUGCUCCUCAAGCCAUUUCUAUUAGAAAAUUUGUUCUUAAAGUUAAGUGCUCAGAAACAAGGGAAUGCACUGCUAAUGCUAAUGAUAAUGCUGUGUUUAAUACCGAGUCACGUAGAGACUUUCUUGGAUUAGCAUUAGGAGUCUCUACUACACUCUUCAUCCAUUCAUUUGAUGCUGCCAAUGGAGCUGGUUUGCCACCAGAAGAAAAACCAAAAUUAUGCGACGACACUUGUGAGAAAGAGCUUGAAAAUGUACCUAUUGUAACUACUGAAUCAGGUUUGCAAUACAAGGAUAUUAAAGUUGGGCAAGGCCCUAGUCCACCAGUUGGAUUUCAGGUGGCUGCUAAUUAUGUUGCAAUGGUUCCAUCUGGACAAAUAUUUGAUAGUUCAUUGGAGAAAGGCCAGCUUUACAUUUUUCGUGUUGGAUCGGGUCAGGUGAUAAAAGGACUUGAUGAAGGUCUUUUGAGCAUGAAAGUAGGAGGAAAACGUCGGCUGUACAUACCUGGACCAUUGGCAUUCCCAAAAGGACUUAAUUCUGCUCCAGGAAGACCAAGAGUGGCUCCAAACAGUCCGGUAGUAUUUGAUGUAAGUUUGGAAUAUGUACCAGGACUUGAAGUGGAUGAUGAGGAAAAAUUUGGUUGUCGAUUCAACCUUGAUUGUACACAGUCAACCUAAAUUUAAUUUAUCACCAUCACUAUCAUUAUCUUAUACAAUUGUUAAUUCUUUUGAGUACCCUUGAAACUUACAGCUAUGUAGAGUAAUGUUUGAAAUUUACGAUGUCAAGUAUAUUAAACCUGAA
Trifolium pratense (red clover) is the source of this 989-nucleotide messenger RNA. RefSeq names its product peptidyl-prolyl cis-trans isomerase FKBP16-3, chloroplastic. The record is from RefSeq and is a predicted model, not a curated record. NCBI's taxonomy places the organism in Eukaryota, Viridiplantae, Streptophyta, Magnoliopsida, Fabales, Fabaceae. Gene Ontology annotation, molecular function: peptidyl-prolyl cis-trans isomerase activity.